Messenger RNA from Ramularia collo-cygni, 390 nucleotides. RefSeq lists its product as uncharacterized. Bases 1 to 390 code for a protein of 129 amino acids. NCBI's taxonomy places the organism in Eukaryota, Fungi, Ascomycota, Dothideomycetes, Mycosphaerellales, Mycosphaerellaceae. The transcript has a single exon. The record is from RefSeq and is a predicted model, not a curated record.
AUGGGCCUUUCACCUCCCACCCGCGAGUACGCAGCGCCGCCUCGCCCAAGUUUCGACAGCCCAGGCAAGGCUAUGUACCCUCUCUCGAUCGCUCCACCCCGUAUGCGAUUGCCGCCGACCAAGAAGCACAUCGACAACACCUCUCCCGUCAAGAGAGGAUUGGGAAGCAAGCCUCAUCAAGACUUUCUGAAAGGCAUCGGUGGCUUGGCUCUAUCAGAAAUGAAACCCGAGAAACAGAUGGAGGCUUUUGAUGAGCGCGAUUGUCACGAUAUGAGAACAUCGCCGGUCAAGCAGCGAGAAGAGGCGGGUACCUCUGUGGUGAGAUCAUUGAGUUCGGCUGUGAGGAGCUUGCGUCGGAGAGUUGGGAGUCGUGAGGAACAGAGGAACUGA